Penaeus vannamei (Pacific white shrimp) is the source of this 901-nucleotide messenger RNA. RefSeq lists its product as uncharacterized. The record is from RefSeq and is a predicted model, not a curated record. NCBI's taxonomy places the organism in Eukaryota, Metazoa, Arthropoda, Malacostraca, Decapoda, Penaeidae.
UUUUAAAAACGAUAACGUCACACGUGUCCCGCCUUCCCUCCCGAGCACAGCACCUGAACACUCCAGAAGGAAGUUCCGCCUCGUGACGCGCCCAACGCCCUCGACUUCGCUGACACCUCGGACCAGCCUCGUCAGUCCUCCUUGACGUCGCCAUGAGCCAAGGGCAGAGAACCGCCGACGACGAAGAGGAUGAUCCUCCCGCGUACAAGCUCUUCGUGACGAACCUUCACAUCAAGACGAGGAUAGACCACAUCCUUCGAUAUGUCCGGCGGGCAACGGACGAGGACCCCUUGGCGGUGCAUCGGAUCGAGCCCCUGGAAGGACAGAACUUCGUGUCGUUCACGGUCACGUGCGAGCUGAAGCACAAGGACACGCUGCUGCGGAAGGAGGUGUGGCCGCUGUACGCGCGCGUCAGAAAAUUCUCAGAGAUGGAUUUAAGGCGCCCCGCACCCGCCCAACGCAACAUCCGCGAGCAGCGACUCCGCGACCAGUGGAAGUAACGUGGACCCUCGCCGUGUCUCCAGAGCUCUCUCCUCUUUUGGAUAUGUAUAUAUUUUGUACUCUAAGUGAUGUCUGACGCUAUUUCUUCUGAAGAUUUAUAGACUGUUCUGUUUGCAAGAGUCUAAAUACUCGUUGAUUUUAAAUCUGCAUUGUAUACUCAGAAUCGUUUCCAAAGGGAGAGCAUUUGACUAUUUUUAUAGGCUUAAGAAUGCUGUUGUUUGUAAAUCAUGAUAAGGAAUAUGUUAUGUACACGACUACUAUUGUUUAUAAAUCAUGACAAGAAAAGUAAAUGUUAUGUACACGGCCUAUUUUUUGUAAAUCAUGACAAGGAAAGUAAAUGUUAUGUACACGACCUAUUUUUGUAAAUCAUGACAAGGAAAGUAAAUGUUAUGUACACGAC